Haliotis rubra (blacklip abalone) is the source of this 1789-nucleotide messenger RNA. RefSeq lists its product as uncharacterized. The record is from RefSeq and is a predicted model, not a curated record. Lineage: Eukaryota; Metazoa; Mollusca; Gastropoda; Lepetellida; Haliotidae. The transcript is spliced from 4 exons. Bases 59 to 811 code for a protein of 250 amino acids.
UUCCCAUGACUGAGCCUUUGUCACCACAACACAUUCGUUGACAAGCCGUCAGCUGAGGAUGUACGGCCUCGUUGUCCUGUUGUGUGCAGUCCUCUACACCAGUGUUACAAGACUCCACAACAUAUAUGUUCACAGUGAAAAUAUUUCAAUAGGGAAGGAUGCAAAACAAAGCAGUACCUAUUCCACCUAUCCCGCCAGCAUGGCUCUAGAUAAAGCACAUGCAUACUAUGGAUCAUUCACAAGUCAAGACAACCCGUCCUGGUGGGAGGUGGACCUCAGAGGCUACUUCAACAUCAGCAACAUCACUGUCACUGCAACCUCCUACAGUGAUUGGUACAUCUACAUGAAAAAUGCAUUCGUGGAGGUGAUGGACAAGGAUGUCAGCCUCUGCUCUGACGUCCAGGGGGCGUGGUGUGGAGAGGUACCUAACACUCUUGCUGCUGGGGAAGAGUUCACCUUCACCUGCAAUGCCACCUUCCCUGUCCGCUUUGUCCGUGUCACAAGGCGAUCCACAAGUGGCAUAUACCUCUCGAUCGGACAUGUUGACGUGCAAGGGGAAGGGACUACGAAGCCAUAUCGCUCAUACUACAAACCGUCCAAGAACAAGAAGGUGUCGGAGCCGUUCCUGACCACGUCGGCCAUGAUAGCCGGCGACUGCGGCAUCGUUUGUCACCAGCAUCAUUCAUGCAUCGACUUCAGCUUCAGUGCAACAGCGCCGACUGAUGAGAACUGUCUGCUAACCGACAAAGCCUUGUCUUCACAUCACGUUAACGACAACUCUUGGACAACCUACACCAUUACCUGCUUGUAAACAUUCAAUCCAAACAUAUCUAGCUGCGGUCACACUUCUCCAUUUUCACAUCCAUUUUUUGUAGUGGUAGAGUCAAACUGAACUCAGUGUUUAAAUGAGCUACAGAGCGCCAGUAACUGGAGAACGAUUACCACACUAGGGACCAUGGGGACUUACUGCAUGGAUCAAAGUAAGACUGACAUGGACUUCGGCCUUAGUGCAUACGCGUGACUGAAAGGAGAAGAGAUACUGAUCAAUACUUCAAACAUCCAAAGAAAAUGAACCGAUAAGUAAGCCCGUGAUCUCAUAUGAAUAUUGUAUCACAUAAACUCUUAUAAUUGGUUCGGGGAUAAUGGAAUCCGAACGUUGUAAUCGGUCUUUAGAGACGAAUUAUUUUUUCUUUUCCAUCCAUUGCUAUCAGUUGUUAUGUCUUUGUGUUUGUGUAGUCAAAGGAAACUGGCUUGGUCGUUUUCAUUACAUAUGUUUGUUCAAGUCUUGCACGAAACACUGUAUUAAUGGUUUUCAGUCUGUUUGUCAUCGCGUGCACGGAGUGAAAUUCGAUUUCAGAGCGAACGAGGCCAAUCUUUACGGAGUAAGUCGUUAAUAAUAUGCACACAUCACUUAUGUUGUGAAGCUAGCAUGUUAUACAAGAACAGUCUACUGAUUAACUCUUGACGGCUUUGACAUUUUGCCGAUGGAUGGAUGCAAUUUCAUGUCAUUGAAUACAAUCGUGUUAGGCCAUAAAAAUAAUGUUUUAGGUGUCAGUUUUGUUGAUGUAAUUCUUAGGCAAGUAUGUCCUAAUGUCUUUUUUCAACCUUUAAACAGUUGUUGCAAUCAAAAAUGUAUAUUUUGAUUUUUAUUCAGAAAAGAUUAUGCCAAACAUGCACGUGCUAAUCGUGCGCUUAAAUGAUGAAAAUUGUUUUGCCCCUUUACUUUGAUGUCAUCGUCAGCAGGAAAACGCGUUUCUCAAAAUAAAAAAGUUGACAUCCAUAAAUUCUU